Messenger RNA from Armigeres subalbatus, 1637 nucleotides. Its product is annotated as zinc finger protein 227-like. The transcript has 4 exons. The record is from RefSeq and is a predicted model, not a curated record. Gene Ontology annotation, cellular component: nucleus. Gene Ontology annotation, biological process: regulation of transcription by RNA polymerase II. Gene Ontology annotation, molecular function: DNA-binding transcription factor activity, RNA polymerase II-specific; sequence-specific DNA binding. Lineage: Eukaryota; Metazoa; Arthropoda; Insecta; Diptera; Culicidae. Bases 281 to 1528 code for a protein of 415 amino acids.
ACUCUCAAAGCGGUGGAAGUCAAAUUUCGUCUGCCGGGUAAAGAUUAUUUUAGGUACCUAUACAAAAUAUUCUGUUGAGAUUGGAUUUCUAUAUGCCCAAUUAAAUAUUAGUUUUUAAAGUCUCAUGUUCUGAAGAGAUCGUUAAUACGAUCAUUGCAUCUAUGAGCUCCCUAUGACGAAAUUUAAUCGUCCAACUGACAGCCUACUAUUACGCAGUUUUUUCUGGGUUCGUGGUUGUCAUGGCGUACUGUGACUAGUGCUAAAAUCGAUUGAACUAAACAUGGCCAACUUUUUUCGCUCCCGCAGCACAGACGAAUGCAGUUUCUGCACCCACCAGUGUACCGGGCCGUUCCGCCACAUUCUAACUGUUUCCCGGGAGAAUUAUGAAGGAUUAAGAGCGGUAUUACUGGAACUAAAUGAUGAUUCCUCACCGAUACCGGAUGGUCAAGGUUACCAAACGUGCGACAAAUGUCGACGCCGGAUAAUUUCUUCGUAUUGCAUUCCGGAAAGUUUCUUCCAAAUUAUGCCCAGUUCGGAAAUGGUCAGCAUCAAGGUGGAACAAGAAGUGGAUUUCGAUGAAUUACGGAAGGGCAGUGCGGAAGAGGAUGAAAUGGACGAUGAGCUGCUACCGCUUGUGCCGGAGACGGUAUUGCAAGUCGAUGAGAAUGACGAGGGAGAUUUCACGUUCAAUGGUUUGGAUGAUCGGUUAACCGUGGAGGACUGUCACGGUGGCUUUCAAAUAGAACAGGAGCAAAGCUGUUCCAGCAAGAAUUCCAGCGGUAGAACAAAGCGCAGGAAACGAGAAAAAGCAGAAGCAGGAACUUUUGGUGUCAAGAUCAAGAAAAAUCGGGCUUCUCCUAUUCGGCAUAGGUGCCCGUUUUGCAAUAAAGGGUUUUCGGAUAAAUGUGUAAUGACAACGCAUAUCAGAUGGCACACAGGCGAGAAACCAUUCAAAUGUGAGCAUUGUGGCAAAGGGUUUACUGAAAACUCGAAACUCACUCUCCAUAUGAGAACUCACACAGGUGAACGUCCCUAUGUGUGCCCCUACUGCUCCAAAGGCUUCACCCAGUCCAUAACACUGAAGAUCCACAUUAGGAUACACACCCGGGAAACGCCAUAUGUGUGUGAAAUAUGCGAACGCGGAUUCACCCAAUCGUACAGUUUGACUCUGCAUCUUCGCAACCAGCACAACCAGGUCACGUUCUACCGGGGUCGCGAGGUAGGAGUCAAUUCGGAGCAUAAAUGCGAAUACUGCGGAAAAACCUACCGUUCGUUGAAAAGCUUUCAGUUGCACGUAAAACUACACAGUGCUGGGAAGCUGUUCGAUUGCGAAACGUGCGGUAAGAAGUACACUUUUAUGCACAAGUGCAAGAAGGCUCGACGGACGGGCGAUUCCACGGUGUACCCGUGCCAAAUUUGUGGCCAGGAGUUCAAGCACCAACAGAGCGUGGUGUACCACAUGAGCAGUAAGCACAAUCAGUUUGAGGAGCUCCCUGAAGAUCGGGAGCAGAAAUUUGUGUGCAGCUGAAUGCUGAGAUUUAAAACUUUAUAUCCCUAAUACUACAGUCGAUGCUCACUUUCAAAAGUUUAUUCUUUCUUUUAACUUUUUGAAAUAUAAACACAAAUGUGGAACGCAA